This is a messenger RNA of Dictyostelium discoideum AX4, 906 nucleotides long. RefSeq lists its product as hypothetical. Gene Ontology annotation, molecular function: ubiquitin binding. Lineage: Eukaryota; Evosea; Eumycetozoa; Dictyosteliales; Dictyosteliaceae. The record is from RefSeq and is a predicted model, not a curated record. The transcript is spliced from 3 exons. Bases 1 to 906 code for a protein of 301 amino acids.
AUGAGUGUCCCAUUCGAACAAGCAAUAGAAGAACUUUCCACAAUAUUUGGUGGAUUUGACAAAGAAAUUAUAGAAACUGUCUUAAGACAAAACAAAGGUCAUAUGGAAAAAACAAUUGAUGCUUUAUUGGAAAUGAAUGGAGAACAACCAAUAAAUGAAAAUACUGACCAAGAUCAAAAUUUAGCACAAAUUGAACAAGAUGAAAUGUUUGCAAGGAUGAUGCAAAAUCAAUUAUUUAUAAAGGAGUUAAGAAAUGAUGAAGAUUUUUCAGGUUUUUUCAAUAAUAAUAGUGUCGAAAAUAAGAGAAAUAAUAAUAAUAAUAAUAAUAAUAAUAAUAAUAAUAAUAAUAAUAAUAAUAAUAAUAAUAAUAAUAAUAAUAAUAAUAAUAAUAAUAAUAAUAAUAAUAAUAAUAAUAAUAAUAGCAAUAAUAGUAAUAACAGAGGACUUACUCCAAAAGAAGAAUUGGAACAAUUCCAAAGGGAGAAAGCUUUGAGACAACAAAGACAGCAACAAUAUGAUGAAGUAGAGGAACCAAGUGCAUUCUCUUUGUUUGAAGAAGAUUUUCAGGAUAUUAAAGAGAAAUUCAAUCAAUUAGGAGAGGCUGCCAAAACAAAAUUUAAGGAAUUAACCGAAAUGUUUAACAAAAAAGAAGAAACUAAAUACGAACCAACAAAAGAAGAAAGCGAUGAAGAAAAUGAAGUUAUAGUAUAUGAUAGAUAUAAUAAAAAUAUUAAUAAUAGACGUAAUCAUACAGGUAUAAACUCGAAUUACUCUUUAAAUAAUAGCGACGGUGGUGAAGAGGAAGAGUACGAUUCAUUUAUUUUAGAGUCUGAUAGAAAUAGGACCGGUAGUAGAUUAAGAUCCACAGCAGCUAUUAAUAGUUAUAGUGAUAAAAAAAAAGAUUAA